CGGAUUCAGAGCUGCACGCCGCGUCCUCUUCACGAGCUGCUUGCCUUGCUCUUCUUCCUGCUCGCUAUGUCCACGUCCACCAGCUGCCCGAUUCCCGGGGGUCUGGACCGGCUGCCAGACUGCUACAGCACCACGCCGGAGGGCACACUUUACGCCACUACCCCGGGAGGCACCAGGAUCAUCUACGACCGAAAGUUCCUGCUGGAGUGCAAGAACUCACCCAUUGCUCAGACACCUCCCUGCUGCCUCCCUCAGAUUCCCGGGGUCACAACCCCAACAGCACCACUCUCCAAGCUGGAGGAGCUGAAGGAGCAGAAGGAGACAGAGGAAGAGAUACCCGAUGACGCUCAAUUUGAAAUGGACAUCUGAUCUGGUGCAAAUGACCUGGUGUGUGGAAUUAAAGAGGGAUCCUUCAUGCCGCUGCUGCCACCACCUCUUCCUGGUGUAUCCAAAGGCCAGCUGGCCUCAUCUAAUCUGGAAGGGCGUGGCCUGUUGGUUCUUGGCCUCCCUUAGUUCUGAGGCAGCUAGACCAGGGAUUGGAGUGGGCAAUUUGCCAAGCCCAUAGCUCUACUUUCUCUUUGGUCUGUAGUCCGUCCCUCCCCUUCCUCCCUGACCCCCAGCCCCCUUGCUCAAGGGUUGGGACUUGGAGAUGGAGUAUGUCACCUUCUGGCUGCUUAGUAAACAUUCAAAGAAA
Molecule: messenger RNA, 694 nt
Organism: Chrysochloris asiatica (Cape golden mole)
Lineage: Eukaryota; Metazoa; Chordata; Mammalia; Afrosoricida; Chrysochloridae
Gene: EIF4EBP3
Product: eukaryotic translation initiation factor 4E binding protein 3
Exons: 3
Coding region: 67-369 (100 amino acids)
Biological process (GO): negative regulation of translational initiation
Cellular component (GO): cytoplasm
Molecular function (GO): eukaryotic initiation factor 4E binding
Source: RefSeq, a predicted model, not a curated record